Molecule: messenger RNA, 2306 nt
Organism: Phlebotomus argentipes
Lineage: Eukaryota; Metazoa; Arthropoda; Insecta; Diptera; Psychodidae
Gene: Lcch3
Product: gamma-aminobutyric acid receptor subunit beta-like
Exons: 6
Coding region: 735-2192 (485 amino acids)
Biological process (GO): signal transduction; regulation of membrane potential; monoatomic ion transmembrane transport
Cellular component (GO): neuron projection; membrane; synapse
Molecular function (GO): extracellular ligand-gated monoatomic ion channel activity; neurotransmitter receptor activity; GABA-A receptor activity
Source: RefSeq, a predicted model, not a curated record
GAUGGCAAGUGUCUCGAGUCUCUGAGAGAAUCGGCUCCCAGAGACAAAUCAGAUGUUCACUUGAACACCACGGAUUUCGGCGAAUCACUUUUUUGGGGGUUGACAGGGAGGAAAAAAAAUUCGAGUGGAUCGUCGUCGUGUGCAAAGGCGGUGAGGGAUUUCAUGUGGUAUUCUUCGGUGCUAUUGCUUCGGAAAUUAAUUUGUGAUUUACCUUUUUGCGAUAUAGUGUCUGCUCAGUGUAGUAAAAGUGAGAUUCCCUGUGAUUGAUCGGGAGAGAAGAGUGAAACGGAUUAAAUCCGCCCUCAUCCAGGAGGAUUGCUUAAUCCUCCACCACCACGACCUUGUUCCACUUUCACACAAUCGUGUGUCACCUCAUUAUAAACUUAUAUCCCCAUUGUUUCAGCAGCCUCCUUCACCGAGACGUUUGCCUUUUUCCACUCCCUCUCUCCGCUCCUCAGGGGCGUCCCAUUCGCUGGGCGUGCGGGGGGUUGGGCGGCGUGGCAAGAAGAAGUGGGUGGUCGUUGGUGGUUUAUUUACUUGAGAAAUAUCCAGAUUAAACGAACUGCGAAAGAGAGGCACACAAAAAAUCUAUAUAGAUGCUCAUAAAGGCGCAUAGUUUGAGGCAGUUUAUCUGCUCACCAACUCAGCUGUGUCAAUUUUGAUCGACUGGGAGCACCUUGGCUGAGGGCGCGAAGGCAUCAUCAGGGCCGGGAGAGGGAAGAGUCAGGGUGAAAAUGUUCCGAUACAUUCUUUUCCUGCUCUACUUCACGAGAAUCAGCUAUGCUUUCAGAGAAAUGGCUGCCAGUCGCUUGGAGAACGUCACGCAGACCAUUUCACGUCUGCUGGAGGGUUAUGAUAUCAGGCUGAGACCCAACUUUGGCGGAGAGCCUCUCUUUGUGGGCAUGGAUCUCACGAUUGCCAGCUUUGAUGCCAUCUCGGAAGUUAACAUGGAUUAUACCAUCACGAUGUACUUGAAUCAAUACUGGCGAGACGAGCGGUUGGCCUUCAAUGCGUUCAGCCAGCCCGAGGAUGGGGCCAGGGCGAAUGACGCUCUCACGCUGUCCGGGGACUUUGCCGAGAAGAUCUGGGUGCCGGACACGUUCUUCGCCAACGACAAGAACAGCUUCCUGCACGACGUGACGGAGAGGAACAAGCUGGUGCGGCUGGCGGGCGACGGAGCCGUGACGUAUGGCAUGAGGUUCACCACGACGCUGGCCUGCAUGAUGGAUUUGCACUACUAUCCGCUGGACUCGCAGAAUUGCACAGUUGAAAUUGAGAGUUAUGGAUACACAGUGAUGGAUGUUGUGAUGUACUGGAAGCCAACCCCUGUGCGCGGGGUGGAGGAGGCCGAGCUGCCGCAGUUCACCAUAAUUGGGUACGAGACGAAUGACCGCAAAGAGGAACUGGCCACAGGGACGUACCAGAGAUUGUCGCUAUCCUUUAAGCUGCAGCGCAACAUUGGCUACUUCGUCUUUCAAACCUACUUGCCCAGCAUCCUCAUCGUGAUGCUCUCCUGGGUCUCAUUCUGGAUCAACCACGAGGCCACGAGCGCCCGAGUGGCGCUGGGCAUCACCACUGUUCUCACCAUGACCACCAUCAGCACGGGCGUGAGAAGUUCACUGCCACGCAUUUCCUAUGUGAAGGCGAUCGACAUUUACCUUGUGAUGUGCUUCGUGUUCGUCUUUGCCGCCCUCCUUGAGUACGCCGCCGUCAAUUACACCUACUGGGGUGCCAGAGCCAAAAAGAAGUGCAAAAAGAACAAGGAGGCAGAGCAGAAAGUCACAGGCAAGUCACCCAAAGCGGAGACCACCUCGUGCUCCACCGAGGACAUUAUCGAGCUGCAGGACGUGAGAAUGAGUCCCAUUGCCUCGCUGCGGAAUCGACACAAUUCAUCAAACAUCGGCUGGGCUGUGGGAUCGGAUUCAGUGGACAUUGCCAAGUUUCCACCGAGCUUCCGGAUCGCUCGCUCCUACGGCACAAGCAGAAGUGGUCUCCGAUAUCGCGGAAAUCGGGGCCCAGCUCAGAACCGUCCCAAAAUGCUGCACGCCAUCCGUCGGGGUGCUUCUGUGCUGAAAGUCACCCUGCCGAAAAUCAAAGAUGUCAACAUCAUUGAUAAGUACUCGAGGGUGGUCUUCCCAGUGAGCUUUCUCGCCUUCAAUGCGGGCUACUGGAUCUUCUACGUGUUGGAAUGAUAAGAGAGACGCAGUGGGCGGUGUGGGCGACACCAGCAAUCAGUCAGGGGACAAAGAGGACACGCAAUAGAGUUACUUGAAAGGAGUCAAAUAGAUGAAGUUUCAAGCGUUAAA